AUGGCAAAAUAUGGUGUAGUCUGCGAGGGCUGGCCACUGCAGAAAUUUUGCAGCCCUGGAGAUAUUGGCUCACACACUGAAGUCAAGGUACUUAAUAGUGCAUGGAAAUUGAGGACUGUGAAGUUCCAGAAGAUGUCAAAGGCUGAGUUUGAGCAGUGGGAAAAAGAUAGGUUCCAGCAGAAAUUGAAUGUUCAUUCACCUCCCAAGCAUUGCACCAAUUCUACCGCACUGCACAGUCCAUUAGAAGGCUCAAGCUCCGCAAACCCCACAUCAUCUCCACCUGCCAUGAUGGAGGUGCCUGCAUCUGCGCUGCUUACCAUCGAAAUAAUAAGUCUACCACUGGGAACACUUGUCAACAUUAUAUCUGGUAUAGGUGGUAAGGAAGUUGUAGGUAAAAAGAAAGCUAGGAAGACGUGCUCUGAUAAGGGGAAAAAACGAGGCCCUAAACACUCACAAGCUACCAAUGCCAAUGCUCCAGCUGCUUGA
This is a messenger RNA of Suillus fuscotomentosus, 486 nucleotides long. RefSeq lists its product as uncharacterized. Bases 1 to 486 code for a protein of 161 amino acids. Lineage: Eukaryota; Fungi; Basidiomycota; Agaricomycetes; Boletales; Suillaceae. The transcript has 2 exons. The record is from RefSeq and is a predicted model, not a curated record.